AUGCGUGUCUCUUCUGCUGCUGUCGUCGCCUCCCUGGCUGCCGGUGCCAUUGCGACCGAGUACAAGACCGUCGUUGUGACUGAGUAUGCCACUUACUGCCCUCAGGCCACUUCUCUGGCUGCUGGUCCCGGUACUGCCAGCCAGGGUAACCCCUCUGCUGCUCAGCCUACCACCGUCACCAUCUCCGGUACUGCCUACACCUACAGCACUCCCCUGGUCACCUCCACCGUGACCCACUGCGACAAGUGGUACGUCUCUCUCGGAAGUCUCCAACGGGGAACCAAGUGA
Molecule: messenger RNA, 288 nt
Organism: Aspergillus japonicus CBS 114.51
Lineage: Eukaryota; Fungi; Ascomycota; Eurotiomycetes; Eurotiales; Aspergillaceae
Product: putative GPI anchored protein
Exons: 2
Coding region: 1-288 (95 amino acids)
Source: RefSeq, a predicted model, not a curated record